UAUAGCCUACAGAAUUACCCGUACGUUUUAUAGUGCGAAAAUUUAAUUCGUCAGUGCAUUCCUAGUGUUUCUUAACCUAAGCUGGCAAUUAUCUACAUUUUUCUGAAAGAAAAACAAAUAAGCUCCCAUGAAUGCUAAAUAGAUCAGAUAUUUUUCCUUAUUUUUUUGUAACCUGCAAAGGCCGCGCGUAUGAAAAGCGAUCGGGAUUUUAAAAAGGUUGGGAAAUUCUGUUUCUUGAGUCGCAGUCGAUUGUUUGAUGAAUUUGUGGUUUUCAGAAUGAAAUGUUUGCCUAAUACUUUUAGCAGCAUCGGUUUAUAGAUUGGAAUAGCGACAAUGCCUUCGAACAAACAAAAAUUUGUCAAGAACCGUGACGUAUUGUAUUUUGACCUCGUUUGGAAAUUCAAUUAGGGCAUCUUUUAGUCGAAUAAAACCGACUAAAACCGCGGUUUUUAAACGCAGCUUCGUUUCAGUGUUAAAGUAGAAAUCGUUUGUACUCAUCGUGAUAAUAUUUAGUCGUAUUUGGUAAGAAAAUUGCAUCGAUUUUCCGAAGGAAAAACAAGGCAAUCUGUUUGACUUCGUGUUCGCGUUGAGCCUCUCGGGUUGAUAUAAUAAUAAAACAGAUCACGUGAUAUGUGUUUGGCCGCCUCUCAUUGGCUGAUCGUGGACAAGCUUGAAUGCAUCUCCCCCUGAAGAGCAACUUGGGUUUUAGCAGAAACAGCAAGCAGUUGUUUCUUUUGGUGAGUAUCUAGUUUUCUUGUUUUUUCGUCGCUAAAAACCUUUCAAAACCUAGCAAAAGCCAUUCUGGCGUUUUCGCCCGCACGAGGGCUUCGAUUUUCACGAGAAUUUCGCGAUUUUUUUCCUGAUUUUGAGGCAGUUUCAAUGAAUUAGUGUAGGCUUUGCCCUCUGUUACAAGUCAGCCAUGAUGUUCAUGGUGAAAAAGACAGCUUGUUUCACAAAUCUCGUUUUCAUCUCAAAUUUGCUACAUCGCGGCCGAAAUGUCUCAAUUAUCUCACAGAACGUUUAUUUGUUACCUUUUAGAACUUCGAAUGAUUUCCAAAGUGCAUCUAAUGGCCUCCAUGGAUGAAGCGAAUAUUGAUGGACAAAAUGAAAACAAGAAUAGCCGACUGCUACAGCCGGAACACGACUCUGUCGAGGUCAAGUAUAUGGUCAUGCCGUUUGACGAAUUUUUACCGAUUUUUCUCGCUUUAUAGACAACAAAUACAGCUUUAAAACACGGUCCAAACCAUCUCGAAUCGUUUUGGGUAGUUUGGAGUGAAUCGGGGCACGUUUAGUAACAUUUUGAGCCAAUUUUCAGGAACAAUUUUGCAAGUUAAUAUAUUUGAAUAUUUAUUAACGCGACGUUGGCGUGAUGGUUGAGUUCUCCGCUCAUAACUUUGAUAAAAACAUGCUUGAAUUCUCGAUAUUUUGACAUGUUUUGGCCAAGAAACUUCAGGAUGAUCGAUAUUCUAAGUGUGUUUGGGUUUAUGAGUUAAGUUUUUGAACAAAGCAAGGCGUGUAAAGCGAGAGUUUCAACACUGUCGCUUCACAUGUUUGCCAAGAUGCAAAGCAGGAUUUCGGUGGACUCCUGUCAAGCGUGCAUAUAGAAUUUCAUUGUGCGAUGCCACAUUGUCUCGCUUCAAAAUCAGCUUCAAACAUUCCGUAUUUCUUUCAUCGAAGAAGGAAUAGUAAUCCUGGUUGUUAAGAGGCAUUUCAUUCAAAAGAAAAAAGUGUUUUGGCAAUGCACUUGAACCCAACCUACGGGCAAAAUUUAUGCCCUGCAAAAGCGUUUUGAAACAUUAUUCACUUUUCAUAUACAAGUGUUUGUUUUCGUAGUCAAGGCAAAUGCAAGCGAAAUAUCUAUUCGAAAAUACCGUGGAAACAUAAAAAUUUUGUCAUCUAGCACGCUUUCUUUUAUAUAUUUGUGAAAAUGGCUUGUACCACGACACUACCAGAACUUAUUUACAUUUUUGAGAAACAAAAGCCGACCUGUUAUAGCGUUGAUGGUUGAUAAGAAACGAAACUGUCUAGUUUGUUAUUCAAAUUUGAAGGGUUUUUCACGAACUCGCUUCCUUUUUAGCUAGCAUAUGUUUGACUUAUUUUCGGCCGAUAGAAAGGCUGUGUUUGUUCGUUUUACGCCGUUUGCCAAGCUGUAUUACACUGGAUUUUCUUUUGAAAAGGCCGGAACAAUAAUGUCAAAGUCUCAAAGGCCGUUUUUACCGCUUCAGCUGACGAAAGUGUUUUGGAAUUGCCUUCAUUAUAUAACAAUUCUCUUUCUCUCACUUUUCUGACUUAGGUUUAGGGGCUCACAGCUUUUUACUGAACUUUUGUUGUUUAAACGCCGCGUUCUUGCUUUCUUUAACAUAAAACAUCGAAGUAAAUUAACUUUUAAGUAAACAGUUAAAAUAAAAGUCUAAAAAUGUUUUUGCAAUUAUGAUAAAAGCCCGUGUGCAAAUCAAUACCAUCUGGUCACAUGAUGUGAGGAGCGAAACGAGCUUAAUUUACAUUUAAAAUAUAAAACCGCAAUAUGCUGGGAUUCUACAGCUUUUAGCUCUACCUCGUGGCAAAAGUUUAUUUAAAAGUACUUGAAUUAGAACAGGCUCCAAUUUCACAUCGAUUUUUAAAACUGAAAGCGAAAAAGCUUGCUUUUUGUGCUUUUAAUGUCGCUUUGUUCUCCUUCUCGACUUCUACAUCGUCGACGUAAGUAAUAUUUGUUGUUUUGGCGAAACAGCUGGUAGAAAUUCCUGUUCUUGCAUAAUUUUUAUUCGAAAUUUAAAAGCGAAUUAUUAUUUGCAACAUUUUGUUACUCUGAACGUUUUCCCGAAUAAAAUUCUGAGUUUUUAGCUGAAAACUUAUUUAUAAUUUUCCACUUUUAUAAAUGCAUAUAAUCUUGGCCACUAUAGCCGUAUUUAUGCAAACAAAAGCUUAGUCUUUUUUGAAACGUAUGAAAAUAAUUCUAUCCGAAAAAAACGGGGAUUAAUUUUUGUUUGGGCGAAUUUUAAUUCCGUCUGAAACGAUCCAUUAUAAGAAUUCUGUAAUUUUCAAGUGCAAUUUAAAAGCAAAAGUCUUUUGUCCAAACUUCAAAGACAAACUCACUUUGUUGUUUGUUAACUAAAACGAUCCGGAAAAAUAUACUCAUAGUUUUACUUUUUAUAGCAAGGACGCUUAGUUGAGCUUUUCUUGUGUUUUUGUUUGACAAAAAAUAGAUUUUUAGAACAAAAGCACGCCAAUUUGCAACGAAUUUACUGCAUUAGAGUUUAAUUUUCGAUCUAAAAUUCUGUUUUGUUUCUACUUAAUAAAUAAAAGCAAUAUUAGACGCCGUGUAAUUUAGUUUGUUCCGGCAAAUUUUAAUGAGCUAUUGUUAGCAGUUGUUGGUGUUUGAUUUGGAAGAAAGUUUGUUAAAGCUAUGUAUUUUGCGUGGAGAAUUAUGGUUGUGUUAACUGCUGGGCUAGGUUUCUUUUCCCUAAGGGAAAAAUGAUAAGUAUUUUAAUAAAAUUAAAAUUCAGUGAUCAUAGUUUACCAGUUUUACAUAGUAAAAAAAGGAAAAUAUAAAAAUUCUGAAUAUUAAGUGUAGAGUGUAUGGCAUUUCUUAUUAAGCAUGUAAAUUAAUUGUUGCUUAAUGCCAGUGUUUCUAAAAUUUAAGUCUAUUCAGAAAACUGUUUGUUAGCAUGCAGUUUUUCCUUCAUAAAGGGGGACUAUUUUAUUCUGUCCAGGAGACAACUUACUUGGGUAUAGGGUAAGCUAGGCUGGGGGUCAAACAGAUAAGUGGGAGGCCAAAUAUAUCCCAUAUACGGCAUGAUUCCUUUGCCUGUGGUUAUCAGUUGUGGUUACUGGCAAAUGUGGAGUAUGGUAAUACCAACCUUUUAUAUAUUACUCCAGCUGAUUUGUAUAAGGGGAGUUUCUGAUGUAUAUUAUAUAUUUGUGACCCUUUGUUUAUUCUUGUAAUUCUACUAAUUAUGUAGUUUAUCAGUUCACUGCAAGUUUUAUCUAUGUUGAAGUUUAACAUCUAUUCCUUAUAUCUUACAGAUGGGACCGAACAGAAAGAGUCCAAUGGGUUCAAAUUUUGUCUUUGCAAGAGAGAUACGACCAAAACAGAUCAUGGUUGAUCACAGUAUUGGCACUCCACCGUUGAAAAAGAUUAAAACUGAAUCAUCAAUCGGGAAUGGGCAAAAUGGUAUGACCAGUGGAGCCAACCUUUGCAUUGCACUAACCCUUAGAUCUAAAUAAUAACAAGCUAUCAACAUUUUUGUCUGAAGAUAGAAACGAACAUAAUUGUGUGGGUGAUUCCAGGUGUUAACCAUUAAAGCACAAGACUUUUCCCUUGAUGAGUAAAAUUGUCUGGUGUUAGACAGAGUAAAAUGGGUCAUUCCAGAAAAUAUCCACACCUCCCCCACAGAGGAAAUUGGAAGAUAACCCCCCUACUCCCUUUGGAUGUUUUUCUUCCCAAUCGGACGGCAGAAAUUUCUUCCGUGGGGGGAGUGUGGAUUUUGUCUGGAGCGACCCAAUUGCAGCUUAGUGGGUUAGUUGUUUACUAUAAUAGCUCCUGAAUUGUGUGUUUUCCUUCUAAAGGGUAUCCAGUGGCAUCAAUGCACCAUACCCCAGCCAUUUCAUCAGCACCAUCGCCACAGAUGGCAAACAUAAUGAUCCCAAACAAUCCAUUGAGUAAACUUCAUGAGCUCAACAAAAACAUCACACCCACUUCAUUUAAAACAAGCAGCCCACAGUCAAGCUCGUUUGCAUCAAUUGUUCAUUCAAAUAAUCCAACGGCCAUCCCAACUAGUGCACCCAGUCACCCUAAACCCCCAGUCCAUCCCAGCUCAUCCCCGAAGCCAGGUAGACCAAGUAAUGCCAUGUAUCAAACUAUCGCUCCUAAAAAACAACCCUUUGAUGUUAACACUAUGAAUGCCAUGAAUGCGAUGGCAAACCGUGAGCUGUCAGGAGGUAAAGUGCGUCAACUGGGUGGCAUGUCACCUUCAAAAGCUGAGGCUGUCAAGUCCAAUGGUGUGAAUGGUAAUGAUCCUGAACAAGCUCAUAAUGAUUAUGCUCUGUCAGCGUUGGACUGGAAGGAUGGCGUUGCUGAUUUGCCAGGUUAGCUCAUGGGCAGGGAACAUGAUUGACAGACAGACUAGCCCCAAACACAUUGUGGGCUCCAUUUGUCUGGGGGCCCCGGACUGUCUAUUGGAAAAUGUUUUUAUUUUUAUGGUCUGUGAAAUGCUAUUCCAGGCAUGUUUCAUGAUAAUCUGAACGUCACAGAUUUGGUAUAUUUUAUGUCAUAGAUGAAAAUAUUAAGAGGUUAUGAACAGCCCCCCCCCCCCCAAUUUCUCCUCAUUGGUCCUGAUGAAAAGUGGGGGGAGGGAGGGGUAUGGACCCCCCAUUGUCCCAGUGGCUAUGCCUCUGUAUUGAUUGAAUGACUGGCCAUGCAACAAAUUUGCUUGCCAAUGGAAUGACUGACCUGGUAACUUCCUAACCAGCUUCGAAUCCUGAUUCAAUAUCAGGACUGAGAGAGUAUAGUUGUAUUUUUUGCAGGUUGUGAGCUCCUAGUUAGGUCUUAAUAUUAUAAAAUUUACACUUGCCAUCUACAUCAACUCCCUGACUGAGGUUUUAACUUUUACAUUGUAGGGAGUAAAUUGAAAUUCAAGAUGACAGAAUUUGGUUUGGAAAUUAUCAGCACAGUCGAGACAGAGGACGGCCAGCCAAUUGAGUUCAGUACCUCAACCUCAGACAAAAAUCUGAAGAAAGAAGCGUCCAGUCAGGUGGGUGAUGAAAAUCACCUUGACGAUGAAGGUACUUAUUGUGUUGUAAUUAUGACUGAAGGUUGCACAACUAUCUGAUUCAUUGGCAUGUCAGAGGGCCUAUAGAGGGCCUAUGUACAGCUUGAAAUUUCCACCAAAACCCUUCUACUCUUUAUAGUUCUAUCAAGCAAGAUGCCCUAAAUCUUGAUAUUAAUCCAUGCCCCUCCCAUGCAUAUAUUCCCAACAGUUUCUCUUUAAAGACCCACAUUCCCCUAUGGCCUCAGAACUGUAGUUGAACUCUAGACUUGAUGUGAGAAAGGGGUGUGGCACUCUUCAUGCAGAGUGACUAUGCCCUUUUACAGUUUUGUCUUAAAGAAUGACAAAGAUUGCUUACAGCAAACUUGGCAUGAUAAUCUCUCUACAAUCUCAGUCUGCAUUAUAACCCCUUCCUGCCCAUUAGCAAAUAGCAAUACUUAUUAUUUUUAUGAAACAUUUGCAAUACAGUACACAGCUCUCUUUACAAUGAGGGGCUAAACCAAGAUUAAAGUCCAGUGUGGGUUCACCAGAGUAAGAUUUAGGUCACUCUGGUUAAGUUACCAAGGACUCAGUUGGAGCCACUAACUGAUGGAGCCUGCAGGGCCAAAUGACCCCCCAGUAUAUAUGUUAAAAUAUACCUUGCUCUAAUGUCUUUUUAUGAAUGCAGUAGUGUCCAAAACAAAGUAAACAAUUCCUUGUGUGUUUCUAGAGUCUUCAUCGAAGAAGCUGUUGGAAGGUCCUCCUGACGCGGACGAGUUUUGCUGUUGUGAAAUCUGUGGCAAGUAUGGUCUGCGUUCAGAAUUUGGUGCCUCGGGUCGCUUCUGUGGCUUGACGUGUGUUGGCGUGUACACGGGACGAAGGAACAAAGGUCGUGAAGUCUCUCGAACUGUGAAAGCUCUUGAUGGGAAAGUUAUCAAACGAAAGAAAAGAAAGAGCAGAAAACUAACCAUUGUUAAACAAUCAUCUAUGAACGGGGUACGUAAUGUUUUGGUAACAUUUAUUCUGAGAUGGUUUCAACAAUUUCUACCUUUCUGCAUUAAUUGCGUGUGAUAGCGCAUAUUACUGUAACGGGUAUUGUGUUCAUAAUGUGCACUUGAUAGAUGUGUUUGAUGCGCGUUUGGUACAGUACUGCUCAGGAAUAGCCAAACAGAAAAUGCUCGUUGGAACUGGAAUGUUUCAUUGGAACUGGAAAGCCAGCCUGCGCUCCCGUAACGCAAUUAGAACGCGGACGCGGUGUUUGAAAAACAUAAAAAUUCAACAUAAUUUUUUUCAGAAGAUGAAAGUUGGUCAAAACGGUACCCCAGAAACUCCUGGAACAAAACCCAAGGGAAAGCUGGAAUAUUUCAACGCUACCAUGGGUACGUAGCUAGCUACACUUACAAGUAAAAUCCUCAGAUGUUGGAUACUUUAACUUAAUCGUCAAACUAUCACGUUAUACAGAUUCCGCUAAUCCGCCAAAGCCUUUCAAUUGGAACGAAUAUUUAGAGAAAACUGGGGCACAUGCCGCGGAUAUUAGUUGCUUUGUACAGGUAUGUUUAAAUCAGUGGCAUAACCAUGACCCCAGAUCAGAAAUGUACAAACUUUACAUAACCAGGUUUCAACAUGCUCGUAACUGCCGUAAAGAUAGAAUCACGAUCUUUCUCAACGGCCAGAAUAUAAUAGUUUUUAACCAAAUAUAAAUCAUAAGUAUUCUCUAUUUAUAAUCACUCUGCCUAUUUUCAGUUCUAAACUGUUGUAUCUCAGCUGUUGAGAAAGAUCGUGACUCAAUCUUUACGACCGUUACGACCAUAUGGAAACCAAGUUUAUACAAGUGUUCAUAAAUGGUGUUGAAUAAAUUAGUGAUUGCAGUAGUAUUGAGUACAGAAAGCUUUGGGUUAAUAGCGAUGCACCUGCCUGAAAAAUACAAGGAGAACUUCGACGCUUCGAGUGAAGGAAAUACCCGACGAAGCGCCCUCGCUCGAGACGUCGAAGUUCUCCUUGUAUUUUUCACAGGGUUCGUAGCGGUCUUUGAAAUCCUUGAAAGUCUUUAAAUUGGAAUGCAGGUCUUUGAGAUCUUUGAAAAGUCUUUAAAUUGUGUGAAAAAGCGAAGAAAGUCUUUAAUAAUCUUUAAAUUCUUUAGUGAGUAUUUGAUUAUACGAUUUCCUAGCUAAUAAAAUAGAUUGAUUGAAGCAAGAUUUUCGCAAAUAUCGACCAAAAUGAGCAUUUUAGGAUGUGAUUUGAUGGCCGGACCAAUUACCGGGUAAAAAUGGUGCUUACACUCGCAAUUUUUCGACACCUGAUUGCUCUCAAAGGUCUUUGAAAGAAAUCAAAGUGUUUGGAAUUUUUUUGGUCUUGGAGACUACGAACCCUGCUUGCAUCCCUAUUAAUCCGAAGCUUUCUUAUUAUUGCCUACCUAUCCUUCCACAAACCUUUCAGUAUUGAGUACACCUUAUCUAUUCGCGUUAGGAGAAUGUAGGCAAAGAGUUGUUUAUUGGUCCUGCAAGUGAAUUUCAAAAAGACAUGAAAUUAGAAGCAGUCGAUCCGAAGCAUCCCUCGUAUUUCUGUGUCGUCACUGUGGCGGAGGUGAAAGGUGCACGUCUCAGACUCCAUUUUGAUGGCUGGUCAGAAAGUUAUGAUUUUUGGGCAAAUGCUGAUUCAGAAUUUAUCUUUCCCGUGAAUUGGUGUUCGAAGCAUGGGCAGAUCUUACAUCCACCUCGAAGUAAGUUGAAGGAGAAGUGAAAAAUAUGGUGCAUGCGCAGACGUCCUUUCUAAAAUUCAAAGCCAUUUGUCACUCUGUGUUUUAGGUAUGACAGCCGGCAAUUUUUCUUGGGAGAAAUAUCUCAAAGACACGAAUUCAGUCGCUGCUCCAGAACAUCUUUUCAAAGAGGUAAACUUGACUUAUGUGUGGAUUUUACUAAGCAGUAUCGUGCAGCAGAUGAUGCUGAACCUGGAGUUGUCAGAGUGAAGAAAUAAUGUUAAUUCUUGUCAUUAUACAAAAUAUUUCUAUUCAACUUUCCAGCCUUUUCCAACUCGACAUGGAUUUAAAGAAAACAUGAAACUUGAAGCAAUUGACCGCAAGAAUCCAGACCUGAUCUGUGUUGCCACUGUAACCAACGUGCUUGGCAAUCGUUUCUUGGUUCAUUUUGAUGAGUGGGAUGAUACCUACGACUAUUGGUGUUAUGAUGAUUGCCCCUACAUACACCAAGUUGGUUGGUGCCAUUCACAGGGACGACGACUCACACCGCCAAAUGGUUAGUCUUGUUUAUAAAUGAAGGAUUUUUGAGCAUGUCACCGCAAUUAAUUCUAUCGAUAAACCCAGACGUCAUUUCCCACGUUCAUUCUUCGCUCGGAAAGUAACGUCUGCGAACCCGAGCAGGAAUUCGAUUUCCAAGCGAUCAGCAUUUAACUAGCCAAUCAGCAUUUGGCUCUUUCGGUAGAGCGUUGACUAACUCUUUUCACAUAAGCAUCAUGAGUCCGUAGCGAGAAUCAAACCCACCAUAUCAGAGAUAAAGGCGCUUGCUCAGUAUAUCUACAGUAUAUACAAAGAGAGUACUUCCUAUAUUGAUUUAGGCCCACCUGAUAUUAAAUUUGGCGACUAGAUCUUAUUCACUGAUAGCCACUUGGGCGACUUAAAAAUUUUUAAAAUUUCAACCCCUGAUCUGUAUUUUUCUGUAUUCUAGAUUAUACAUUAAUAGAAAGUUGCUUGAUAUAUAAAGGUAAAUGCAAAUUUAAAUAACGCUUUGUAUUGCGUUUUCGAACGAAUCUUAACAAAGUUUUCAAAGGAAAUACUGUAGAUUGAAAACUAUCGUAACAAGAUGAAAGCAAAGUUGAAUUGAAAUUUGAAUUGAAUUGAAAUUUUUUUGAAAAAUACUGAAUGUAAAAAGUGCCAAACACAACUGGUUUACGUGAAAUAUUAAUCGAUUGAUCAGACACCGAUGUCAAUUUCAGACCUGAAGUUAUAAACAAAAUGCAUUUACUUCUGACGGAUCAUGUUUUUUGGAAAGCGUUAAUUUGAAUUUAUCUUUUACUGCCGUAUAUUAAGUGCAACAAGAUGCUCGCUAUGACAUACGUUUUAAUUGGCUAACAUAAAACCAUAGACAUACGUCAUGGAAAUCGAAUUCCCGCUUGGGUUCCCAGACAUUACUUUCCGAGCGAAGAACGAGCGUGGGAAAUGAUGUUCGCAGAAUAUUCUAUUGAUUGAGAUGCACAAAAGGCCUGGUAUUUACACGUACAUCUUAUAUUGGCAUCAUCUUAGUAUUUAUACAUGAGCUUCUAUUAAUAAUAUUUUCUAUUCACAGAUGAUGAAGUUGACACGUUUGUUUGGUCACAAUAUCUUCGAGCCACCGGCUGCAAGGCAGCAUCGCCCGAUAUCUUUAGAAAUGUAAGUAUAAUCUUGAAUCGUGUUAACCCUGAGAUGUUUGAUGCUGUUUGGCUAACUUUUCCACUAACUGUCGUUAACUUUAACUACUUUUCUACACAACCAACCCCAGCUCUGUUAGUUCUAAACUCUUCUUCCCAUAGAUCCAGUAACAGCCUCUUCUUCUGAUAUUGGCCCAGUGUUUUAGUACAGAAGUAAAAUGGAAGAAAGCCUUCGAUGUUCGCUCAGCGUCAGGCUAUAGAAUCAUUCUCAUGAGAUUUUUUCCCGGACAUUAGAUUUUUCUCAAAUAUUUUAGUAUCGGCCCUGAUACUAAACUUGUACCACUAUUAACCUAAAUUUUAUAUUGAAUACUAAUUCUUCUUCGAUUUCAAACACGAUCGUUACCUGAAUUUUCAAUCAAACUUAUAUGACAUUUACCUGAAAUAUAUUAUCCACAAUUAUUUUUUUUUUUUUUGGGGGGGCGUUAUAACACCCCACACCCCUGGUCACUACGACCCUGUCCCUGUUUAACUGAACUACCUGUUUCCAGCGUCAGCCAACGUCGUUCAGAGUGGGCCACAAGCUGGAAGUCGUCGACAAGCGUAAUCCAUCUUUGAUCCGGGUGGGAACAAUAUCCGCCAUUGAUGGUUUCAAAGUCAAGAUUAGUUUUGAUGGUUGGGAUGAAAUUUACGACGACUGGUUUGAUUCUGAUUCAAGUGACCUCCACCCGCGAGGAUGGUGUGAGAAGAGUGGGUAUCCUUUGGAAGCGCCGAUAAGUAAGUCCGAAUCGAAUUACUCGACCCUUCGUCAAAUGAGAAUGAGAGUUGACCAUCGACUCUUAUCCACUGAUUCAAAUUUUAAUGAGAGUCGAUGAGAGUUUUCGCUACGUGCGCGGUAAUAUCCAGUCAACUCUCAUGCAACUCUUGUUCUCGUUUGACCGGGGCAUGCGAGUUGAGAAAACUGUCAUGAAGACUCUCGCUUCUCAACUCUCAUCAACUCUCAUGCAACUCUUGUUCUCGUUUGACCAGGGUAUGAGAGUUGAGAAAACUUUCAUGCAAACUUUCGCUUCUCAACUCUCAUGCAACUCUUGUUCUCUUUUGACUAGGGUAUGAGAGUUGAGAAAACUCUCAUGCAAACUCUAGCUUCUCAACUAUCUUCAACUCUCAUCCUUGUUUGACCAGGGCUUUAGAAAAACUGAUUUGUGGCCUCGUUCACAUGCGAUCAUUACUGUCGAUGCAAUGAAAGUGUUGAUAAAAUAUUGCAUGAAUUCCUUUUCUCAAGUUGAUCAAUUCAUACGAAUUCAAAUUUCUUUUUACUUCCUGUGUGUUUCCAUUGGUCAAUCGGUUCUGAAACGAAAUCUAAUUGGCUCAUCUAAAAGUAACAGGAAGUUGAUCAAUUUUCUAUCAAAUGAAUUGAUCAACUUGAGGAAAGGAAUUGGUGCAAUAUUUGAUCAACACUUCCAUUGCAUCGACAGUAAGCAAUCUUGUGUCGAGAGCUUUGAGCUGGGGCAAUUUUGAGUUGAGAACCGGAUGACAAUGCCCCCUCUUGGCGGUGCUGCCUAAAUCCUACUUCGCAUGUUUUUCAGCUCAUGCAGAUAAGUUGAACACAGUCUCGUGUCCCACACCUGGCUGUCGAGGUAUUGGCCAUGUAAAAGGCGCGAAGUACACGACACAUCACAGUCAGUUUGGAUGUCCAUAUUCUCUGCAAAACUUGAGCAAAGAGUCUUGCCUCGUUGAUCGCCUGGCCGCUAAUUCUAUGGCCGAAGAUUCUGAUUGGUCGUACGAGCGGCGAAAGAAUUCGUUUGGAAAGCAGAGUAAAGGUAAAUUAGUUAAGAUAGAUAAGAGAUUAGAUAAGAGUAAGGUGUCAUGAUAUACAGGAAUCCGGCAAAUCGUGUGAUUUCCCCGCACCAUUCCAAGGUAAAUGCGACGAUUUUCGGAAUUCCUGAUGCAUGUAUUUUAAACGUGGGUUGUGUACGUAGUAUUUUGUAAUUGUCAUUAAUAAGCAAAUGACAAUGAAAGAGCUUAUCUAAUCUGUCCUUACAAUUACAGCUCAUCAGAACAGCAACUCAACAUCAGAGAGCAAACCUCCAUCACCAGGUUUGGGAGUAUGCCCGACUCCAGGAUGCAAUGGCAAUGGUCACGUGACAGGAAGAUUCAGUACACACCAUAGGUACAGUAGAAUAUCUUGUUGCAAAGUAUAGACUGUACAGAGGUCCGACUCGGCAAGAAACCCCAGUGAUCCCCCCGCCUAUACAGCCAGUCCUGCCCCCCCCCCCAACGUCCAAGCCCCCAAUUCUAAUCACACUGACUAGGAACAUGGCGGCCGAUCACGCUGAGGUCAUAGGAGUCAAACCUCUGUAUAAUCUACACUCUGUGGUGUUGUUUGUUUGCAACAAGUGUCUCACAUGCAAAUUCUUAAAGUGAAAAAAAUUCUUCAAGCGACAAUACCACGAAAAUGAUAUACCAAUAAUUUUAUCUCGAAUUUUAUCAUUUCUCAGUGCCUCUGGGUGUCCUCUGAACGAAGUGAACCGCGAGAAAAUGUACAAACCCAUUCUUCCAAAGUCGCACCCAAGUUAUCAAAAAUCAUUCAUGAAAGGUCACAAGUCCGCACGACCAAGUAUCAUCUCCACACGAAGUACCAAUAAACCUGAGUGAGUGAUUAGUUUGUAAGCUUUUGUUAUACUUGAUACAGUACAAAGAGUUGGGUCGAAUUUCAAUCAAUUUUGUUUCUUCUUUUGGUAGAAUUCCUUCAUAUAAAACAAGAAGCAAGCACGAUCAAGGAAUUCAAGUCGAAAGUAAGACAACUUUCUUUUCCCCAUGGUGACACAGUGGUUACUGCGUUUUUCAAUUCCUGCAGUUGUCUCAUUAUCAUUUCACUCGCAUGUGUUUUCAGUUUCCACUGGUGUUUUCAGAGAUACACCGUUUCCUCCUGCACCAAUGAAUGAACUUUACUACACCUUUAGGAGGACGGUUUUACCAGCUAUCCAAUUUAAAUAAAGUUAAUUUCAUCAUUUAGCAUUAACAUUUAACAUGAUAUAUUUUAGAUGCAUCAAGAACGAGGCCCAUGAGCAAUGGUCAAGGAAGUGGUCAGCCGUCUUCAAAGAAUUUGCUAUCAUUUAGUUUGUAUAAUAAUGUUUACAAUAGCGGUAUAAGUCCACAUAUCAAUCACGGCUCACGCUCGAGUGAGAGAAAGAUCGUACUAGGCUGGACCUGCGAACAGGUGGCGGAACAUAUCAGAUCUAUUGGCUGCGUGAAUCAGGCGCAAGUUUUCAUCGAUCAGGUAAGGACUAGGCUAAUUACAACGUAGUAUUCCAUCUAAUUUGCAACAUUAGAUUCCUUCCAAUUGCAACAAUAGAUUCCUUCUAAUUGCAACAUUAGAUUCCUUCUAAUUGCAACAUUGAAUUUCUUCUAAUUGCGACAUUGGAUUCCUUCUAAUUACAAUUAUAUUCUUCUUUGUAGCAAAUUGAUGGCGAGGCAUUCCUGUUACUUCAACAAGCAGACAUCGUGAAUAUUUUGAAAAUCAAACUUGGCCCUGCAGUGAAGAUCUACAGCAGUAUCUUGAAGUUUUUAUAAAUAAAGACAGCGUCAUACAUGCACAGAUCCAAACAUGAUUGCGGAAUAACGAAGCAUUGGAUAAUUGCGCUUAGUUUCGUAUAGAACUGAAGAAAUUUCCUCGGUAAGUUGCCCGCUAGAAACCGAGUUUUGUACUUCCGUGAAAUAGAUAACACACUAAAGCCAACUCAAGCAUACAACUCUAUCUCACCUAUACGUAUUUUCCAUAUUUCACCAUCAACAGUAAAAAAAACAUCAACUAGUAGGUUUUUAUUCCAAAUGGUUCGAAACCAGUCUUUUUGCGUUUUGUUGUUUAACAUUUGAGAUAUGUGUGCAACAAAACUUUGUACGUUUACGCAAAUAGCCUUUUUGAUGACAAAUUUUUCGUUUCGAAAGCGUUUUAUUUUUGGGUGCCAAAUUGUGUGUGCAACAUUUUCGAAGAAAGCAUUUUUCUGCAUUUGUCACAAUUAUCUGUGACGUCAUCAUUGUGUAUAAUAUAAUUUAAUAACCUCUCAGCAUUGUGUAUAGAUAAGGGUUUGUAAUUGUAUACGUGAAGUAAUAAUUUUAGGGUGAAUUUUGUGUAGAGUAGUUAGUAAUUGAUAUUCAAUGAUACAUUCCAAUAAUAAUUAACAAUUGAUCAUUUUAUUCAAAUUGCAAUGUUUUUGCCCAGUUUGGACAGCGCUCUUGCAUCAAAUUAAUCUUGUUAAUCGAAGCUAUUUUACUUUAUAUGUGAAAAACUAGGUACGCAAGCGUACGUGUGACGUCAUAGACUUUGAUAAUUGUUCAAGUAUCCUGCUUGAUCCAAGAGUAACGUUCAACCUGGGUUUUGCGUAUUCGUAAUCAAUGUAUAGUAACAAUCCUACAAUGUAGUUCAUAUUUUAAUAAAAAUUGCUUUGAUAAAAUGUUUUGUACAGAAACUGACUAUAUUACACCUUGGUCUACCCCCAUUCUUAUAACAAUUCUAAAACUUUAAUCCCCAAAACAUCGUGCAAGUCCAAGACUAAAUUCACAAACAACAACAGUGUAAAUUAAAAUGUCAGCUGCGUGCGAACAAUCUGAUUACAGAAUCGCCGUGAGCGAUAGGAAAUUUUUGACCCAGAAAGAAAUAACCUUUAAAGACUGGUUUACAUUAUCAAAGUUUCUGUGAUCACAGUAGGCAUUUUGCAUGGGUAAAUUCUAAGUUUUGAAGGAUUUGAAAGAAAUGUUUGAGAGAACUGACUCAGUCAAUCCUUGAAAACCUCUAAGGCUAAAUUCCUACUGUGAUCACAGAAACUUUGAUAGUGUAAAACCAGCCUUAAUAUUGUAUAUAAGUUUAAUCUAUAUCAAUUUGAUAAAUUCUUUGCUAAGAAGCCAUGCAACGCUAUUUGAGACCAUUGAGUCCUUCCUAGCAAGAGUAAUGGCACUAUUGUGGACAUGCAGUUCUACUGGAUACAUUGCUUUAUCUUGAAUUAGCAAAACGAUGUUGUUCUAGUGAAGUGAUACUAUAUCUAGUAAGACCAGGAAUUUGAAAUAACAUCCACUCUCUCCUUGACUUUCUUCUCGUAGUCAGACUUGCUGAAAUAUUUCGACAGCAGAGGAUCCGAAGUCAGAUAGAGCUUGUCUGAUGUUCUAAGAAUUGUCAAUAGACAACGCAUAUACGAAUCUGGCGCAGCAAAAUUCAACAAAAUCUCCGAAAUCUCGUGUUUCAGUGAGUUUUCCGGUUCUGAAAUAGAAGAAGUAAUUGAUUAUACAACUGAUAUCCAGUAGUAAUUGAUUACAGAACUAACAGAGCUAAUCCAUAGUUAAAGUUUAGUGUGUAUACAUACCAAACUUUAAAGUUGGAUACUUCUUUGUGAAGCCUAACAUUUUCUGCUCCUUAUCCAGGAUGUCAAUGUCAACAAGACUAUCAAGUGUUAGCGUUGCACAGUUCUUAUCAACAUUGUCUCUUUUCACUGCUUCCAGUAUAUAUUCCGAUACUUCCUUCUGUUUUGUGGGAUGUUUACUUUGAAAUUUGACCAUCUCUUCAAAUACUAUACCAUCCAAAUAUGUCCCUGUUCGUUCAGUAUCGACAACCUGUAUCAAAUAUGGAACUUUUGAGCUCAUAUGAUAUAAUAUCCUAUACUAUCCACAUAUGUCCCUGUUCAUUCACUAUAUGAUAACAUACUAUCCAAAUAUGUCCCUGUUUGUUCAUUAUCAACCUGUUAGGUCUCUGGUUGUAGCAGUUUUCUAAGGGUAUUGAAUGACCUGGCUAUAUUUCUCAACACAGUCCUAGUGGUAUAUUUGCUCUGGUGUGACUUUAUCUGGGGCAGGGUAUGUGUGUAAACUGGAGACAGUGUAAAGACACCCACCCCCCCUGCAACUUCUGGUUGUCAACAAAGUGCCAGUCCUGCCAUCCUUGCAAAAACCUCUCACCUGGAUAGCAAGGCUAUUCUUGUGUUCACUGACCAAUGAAAUUUUACCCAAAGCCAUCAGGUCAACCAACACAGCAAAGAAGCAUCCGCCAAGUUUCCGAGAGGAGCCCUGUCUUCCUUCCACAUCGCCAGUUUCUUGAUUUUGCCAGAGGAGACAGUAUGCUUGUGAUAGCUAGAGAAAUGGCA
Messenger RNA from Paramuricea clavata, 16228 nucleotides. The record is from the annotation of a GenBank genome assembly. NCBI's taxonomy places the organism in Eukaryota, Metazoa, Cnidaria, Anthozoa, Malacalcyonacea, Plexauridae.